AUGGAUCUUGAUGGAUUAGGAGAACAUAUUGCAAUUCAUCGUUUAAGUCGACAAUAUUUUCCAAAUACACAAGCAUUAAUUUUUAUUAUUGAUUUAUAUGAUAAUUUUCGAUUAGAAGAAGCAACAGAAGAAUUAUGGAGUUUAUUGAGUGAAAAUGAACUUAAAAAAUUACUUUUAUUAAUUUAUCUGAAUAAAUAUUAUAUAUUUUCAUUAUUUAUUUUUUUUUAUCAUAUUCGAUGUCAACGCAGAUGA
Adineta steineri is the source of this 252-nucleotide messenger RNA. The record is from the annotation of a GenBank genome assembly. Lineage: Eukaryota; Metazoa; Rotifera; Eurotatoria; Adinetida; Adinetidae.